Messenger RNA from Linum trigynum, 4365 nucleotides. NCBI's taxonomy places the organism in Eukaryota, Viridiplantae, Streptophyta, Magnoliopsida, Malpighiales, Linaceae. The record is from the annotation of a GenBank genome assembly.
AUGGCUCCGAAGAAGAAGCCGCCGCCGCAGAAGCGGAGCACCAAGACAAAAUCCCAGUCCCAGCCUUCGUCAUCUUCCGGUCCAAAGCUUCAGAUUUCGGCCGAGAACGAGAACCGUCUGCGUCGGCUAUUGCUUAACUCCGGCCAGUCCACACAGCCUGCUUCGGCGGCGCCACCGGUUCAAGACAAUCUCUCCAAGGCUCAAAAGGCCAAGAAAUUAACCACCAUCUACGAGAAGCUCUCCUGCGAGGGGUUCUUGGACGAUCAAAUCGAACUCGCUCUGUCGUCUCUCAAGGACAGUGCUACAUUUGAGGCAGCUCUUGAUUGGUUGUGCUUGAAUCUACCUGGAAACGAGCUCCCACUGAAGUUUUCUAGUGUAAAUUCGCUUCAUGAAGGAGGUUCUGUAACCGUUAUAUCAACUGCGCGUGAAGGCUAUAUUCAUUCAGAGGAUCCCCCUAGAAAAAGUCAGGAGGAUCUGCAAAAGGUCGCUUUUAGAAUCAAGGAACGGAAGAAUGAGGAAACCCUUGAUUCACGCCAACCAUCACAGGCUGAUUGGAUCAGACAAUACAUGGAGCAGCAGGAAGAGGAUGAAGACAAAACUUGGGAAGAUGAUCUUGAUCCAAGUUUUAGCCUUAAGGAUCCCGAACCAAGGUCCUAUGAUGUUAUUACCAAGGAUUACUACGCAGCAAGGCUUGAAGCUGCAAAAGCCAAGGAUAAGGGGGACAAGAAAAGCCAGGAACAAGCAGGCCAUGUCAUCCGCAAACUCAAGCAAGAAUUAUCUGCUAUAGGACUUUCAGCUGACUUCCUGUCACAAGAAUUUGCUCAUCAGUCUAACUCUCAGGGCAUGCCCGAGAGCUCAUUUUCUCCUACUGUGCAAUACCUUGAAGCAGCACCAUCUGUUGAUUCUGAGGAUGCUUCUCUCCCAACACGGCAAGCAGAGGAAUCACCAAUAUGUGGAACUGAUAUUGAAUGUUCAAGCUCUGCUGAGGACCUGUCCAAACCUGUUUCGUAUAGUGAACUUGAUCCUGAAAAGGAUGUCCUGGGUACUGAUUCAGAAGAAGUGGAGCUUGGUGGCUUCUUUCUCGAAGAUUCUGCACCUAAUGAAUUGAUAGCUGCUGAAGUAUUGGAAUUUCAGAAGAAGGAGAGAAUAAAAGAGUUAUGGAGCGGCAAGAAUCUGGAAAAGUUAGAAGGCAUUUGGAAAAAGGGCGACCCUCAAAAGAUUCCUAAAGCGGUUCUUCACCAACUCUGUCAAAAAUCAGGUUGGGAAGCACCUAAAUUUGAGAAAGUGUAUGAGGAAAAGCAAGGCUUCUUCUAUUCUGUUAGUGUAUUACGCAAAGCUAGUGGAAGGGGCAAAAACAGAAAAGCUGGUGGCUUGGUUACUGUUCAGCUUCCCAACCAGGGUGAAACGUUUGAAUCUGUUGAGGAAGCUCAGAACAGAGUGGCUGCAUUUGCUCUUCAUGAACUCUUUCCUGAUCAUCCAGUUCAUCUAGCAAUUACUGAGCCUUAUGGUUCUCUUGUAGUGAAGUGGAAAGAGGGAUCUUCAAGUGAAGUCGAAGCCAGGGUAGAGGACAGAAGGGCUGGUUUUGUUGAUCAAUUAUUGAGUUCCAAUGGCUCUAGUUCAAAUGCAGUUGUAGCAACCAAUAUCUUCACUGAAACAUUGAAGAACUCAGCGGUAGAAGGAACUAACAGUUUAAGUGAUUCCCGUACUGAUCUGGAAAUAAGAAGAGUGAGUCACACCAAAGAUGGGGAAAGUUACCAUUUGAAACGAGAGCAAGAUAAGAAAAAGAAAAUGCAGAAGUACAAGGAGAUGGAAAAGGCCAGAGGUACUCUGCCUAUUACUGCUCUAAGGAGUGAAAUCCUGCAAGUUCUGAAGGAGAAUGAUGUUGUCGUUGUUUGUGGGGAAACUGGUUCUGGGAAGACUACCCAGGUCCCGCAAUUUGUAUUGGACGACAUGGUUGAAUCAGGAUGUGGUGGACACUGCAGCAUUAUAUGCACACAGCCACGAAGAAUAGCGGCUAUUUCUGUAGCUGAAAGAGUUGCUUAUGAACGGUGUGAAUCUUCCCCCGGCAUGAGUGGCUCAUUGGUUGGUUAUCAAGUUCGGUUAGACAGUGCCAGGAACGAAGGAACAAAACUUCUAUUCUGUACGACAGGCAUCCUUCUCAGGAAGCUUCUGGCAGACCAAAAUUUGACCGGCAUAAGUCAUGUCAUAGUUGAUGAAGUGCACGAGCGUUCCAUUCUGGGUGAUUUUCUCCUCAUUGUUUUGAAGAACCUAUUGGAGAAGCAAACUUCUUAUGGUCUACCCAAACUGAAAGUUAUUCUGAUGUCUGCGACAGUUGAUUCAAAUUUGUUCUCUAGUUACUUUGGGCACUGCCCUGUACUAACCGCACAAGGCCGCACACAUCCUGUGACAACCUACUUCCUUGAGGAUGUAUAUGAAAGUGUGGACUACCGCUUGGCUUCCGAUUCUCCAGCUGCUUUAAGACAACACUCAUCUGGAAAGAGUGGUCCAGUUGAUAACCACAGAGGAAAGAAGAAUCUUGUCUUAUCUGGGUGGGGUGAUGAUUCUGUGCUCUCAGAAGACUGCAUCAAUCCUCACUUUGCAUCAGAGUUAUAUCAAUCCUACAGCGAGCAGACACAACAAAAUUUGAAAAGAUUGAAUGAAGCUGCCAUUGAUUAUGAUCUUCUUGAAGACUUGGUAUGCCAUGUGGAUGAAACAUUUGAUGAGGGUGCAAUACUCGUUUUUUUGCCUGGAGCAUCAGAAAUUUACAUGCUACACGAUAGAUUGGUUUCUUUAUCUCGCUUUAGUGGAUCCUCCUCAGAUUGGAUACUUCCACUCCACUCAUCCAUAGCAUCAACAGAGCAAAAAAAGGUCUUUUUGCGUCCUCCCGACAACAUACGGAAGAUCAUCAUAGCAACAAAUAUUGCAGAGACCAGCAUAACAAUAGAUGAUGUGGUUUAUGUAAUUGACAGCGGAAAGCACAAAGAAAACCGUUAUAAUCCUAAAAAGAAACUGUCGAGUAUGGUUGAAGAUUGGAUUUCUCAAGCAAAUGCAAGGCAACGACGGGGGCGGGCUGGUCGUGUAAAACCUGGUGUUUGCCUUUGCUUAUAUACCCGUCAUCGCUUUGAGAAACUAAUGCGACCUUACCAAGUUCCUGAAAUGUUACGAAUGCCUUUGGUGGAGUUGUGCCUACAAAUUAAGUUGCUUUCGCUGGGCCACAUAAAGCCUUUCCUGUCAAAGGCUUUAGAACCCCCGACCGAAGAGGCUAUUACCUCUGCAAUCUCAUUGUUAUAUGAGGUUGGAGCCGUAGAAGGAGAUGAAGAGUUGACGCCACUGGGGCACCAUUUAGCAAAACUCCCUGUUGACGUGUUGGUUGGAAAGAUGAUGCUAUACGGUGCAAUAUUUGGUUGUUUAUCGCCGAUUCUCUCGAUUUCUGCAUUUCUGAGCUACAAAUCCCCAUUUGUAUACCCCAAAGAUGAGAAGCAAAGUGCUGAGAGAGCUAAACUCGCUUUGUUGGCCGAUAAAGUAGAUGGCUCGGCUGAUUCAAAUGGGAAUGAUGGGCAAUCUGACCACCUUCUGAUGAUAGUAGCAUACAGAAAAUGGGCUAAGAUUUUGCAUGAGAAAGGUGUCAGAGCAGCAGAACGAUUCUGCAAUACAUACUUUCUAAGCAGCUCGGUUAUGUACAUGAUUAGAGACAUGAGGGUUCAAUUUGGAACGUUGCUAGCUGACAUUGGGCUGAUUAAUCUGCCGAGCAGUCGUCAGGCCCAGAAUGCAGUGAAAAAGAAAGAGGAUAUUGACCGUUGGCUGUCCCAGACUUCUCAACUGUUCAACAUGUACUCUCAUCACUCUUCGAUCGUGAAGGCGAUUCUGUGUGCAGGAUUGUACCCCAAUGUGGCUGCAACAGAUCAAGGUGUUGUCUCUUCAGCUCUUAACAAUCUGAAACAGUCCCACGGUUCAACGAGUAAAGGUCUUCCAAUAUGGUAUGAUGGACGAAGAGAAGUCCGUAUACACCCUUCUUCCGUCAAUGCCAACUUGGAGACUUUUCAGUACCCAUUUGUUGUGUUCCUUGAAAAGGUCGAGACAAACAAAGUGUUCCUCCGAGACACAACCGUCAUAUCUCCGUUCUCUCUGUUGCUGUUUGGUGGCUCCAUCAACAUUCAGCACCAGAGUCGACUGGUGACAGUAGAUGGAUGGCUGAAACUCACAGCCCCAGCACAAACAGCGGUGCUGUUCAGGGAACUGCGUCGGACUCUUCAUUCUUUGCUGACAGAGCUAAUUCAGAAGCCAGAGAAAUCAGGUAUUGUGGAGAAUGAAGUGGUGAAAUCUAUGGUGCAUUUGUUGGUGGAAGAGGAGAAACCUUCCAAAUGA